Messenger RNA from Symbiodinium natans, 1794 nucleotides. Lineage: Eukaryota; Dinophyceae; Suessiales; Symbiodiniaceae. The record is from the annotation of a GenBank genome assembly.
AUGUGGCUCGGUGGCACCUCCUGGUCCCCAUCGGCCAUCCAGCAGGUGAUGCUCCCUGAGUUGGCCCGACUGGCCACCGCGGAGAGGGGCAGAGAAAGCGAGCUCCGCGUGCGCAAGGUCUCCGUGGACCUGGCGGGCACGCGACUUACGGAUGAGGCCCUGACUACCUUCCUGGCUGGCUGGCCCUGUUUGGGUCUCAGCCACUGCUCCAUCUGCUUCAAGUUGCAGCGAAACCUCCUCACGGACCAGUCGCUGUCCGUGCUGGGCCACUUCGCCGUGGCGGACUCCACCGGUGUGGUGGAGGAGCUGCAUGCCACGCAUCAGCUGGGCCCUGGCCUCCGCCGGGAAGCGGUCCUGGGCUUCCUGGUGAAGCUGUCGUCCUGCCGGAAGUACCCCUUGUGGGUGAAGCGCCGGCGCUGCUUCCGCCCCGUGCACCUGCGCUUGGGCCAGUGUGGGGUGGAGGACCCAGAGGCCAUUGCAGAGGAGCUCGAGAGCAGGACCGGGGCCAAAGUCUGCUUCGCAGACGAUCAGGGCUGCGUGCGGAUGUCCUGCGUGAGUGCGCGGAGUGGGGGAGCCUGUCCAGUGGCGCACCUCUACGACUUCCGUAGCCAGGAGCAGCCGACGGAGCUGGCAGAGCCAAGUGAGCGCCUCACAUCUGCGCGAGAGCGUGAGAGGGGCAAGACCUUCCUGUGUGGCUCUUGUCAGAAGGCCCUUCCCAUCGACAUGUUCACACGCUCACAGUUCCAGAAGGCGUCGGCCUUGGACGAUGGCAGGGCAGAAUCUGAGUCCCACUUGGUGCGAAGAUGCAACGAGUGCGUGACCCAGCCCUGCUGCGCCUGCGGCGCCCUUCUUCCCCUCACGGCCUUCGCGAACAGCCAGAUGCUGCGACCCCAGGGCAGUCGCCGGUGCCGAAGUUGCGCUGCCGAGACCUGGUGGUGCGUCCGCUGCGCGCGCCCGAGGGCGCAGGCUGAGUUCUCUUCCUUCGAAGCCCGAAAAGGAAAGCGGAUUGCCAAGGUGUGCAAAGACUGCAAUAAAAGCAACACGUACUUCGAUCGGCGGCACGCGCUCUGCGUCGCCUUCAGUGGCAAGUACGCAGCAGCGCCCUCUCGCUUGCCCAGCUUCUCCAGAGAAGUACUCUCCAAUAUUCUCGCCUUCGCCAAAGAAUCGCAAUUUGUGUCCAUCUUCAUGACGAGCUUCACCUGUACGCUUUGCAACAAGACCUUCUCCUUCUUGGCCAACGGUGGUGACGGCGCCCCUGUGGAGAGACACCUGCGCACCUCCCAGCAGCAUGCCAAGCGCCUGCGCAGCCUUGAGGCUGGAAAGCUGGUCGAGCUGUCAGCCACCGGUCUGGACCCCGAGCGCUUCGCGCACUUGGGGCUCUCCGGGGCCUUCUGCAGCUCCGAGCAGGUCAAGGAGGCGGGCAACCUGGUGGAUGUUUGGGCUCUGCGGGUGCAGGAGCCGGAGCUGGAUCCCAGCCUCUUCAACGCCCGCAAGCAGAGGACUGGGGAAGAGCUUGAUGCCCGGGGGCCUCGCUGGGCCUCCCCGGAGCAGGUGGAGAGGGCGCGAUUCAUCCUCCAGCUUCGGAGCCAACGCCACGUGCCGGGUUCUGCCACGCAGGGCGAUCCUGAGCUGGCGUCCUUCUUCGCAUCUGCCGGUGGAGAAGACGUGGCUCGCGGCAGCCAGAGGGCCCAGCACGAGAAGCUCCACAAGCUUCAGAUGCUCUGCUCCUCCGGCGGGUCUGAAGAGGAGGAGGAUCCCGAAACGCAGGCGCUCCUCGCUUUCCUGAGCAGCUAG